Molecule: messenger RNA, 1143 nt
Organism: Saprolegnia parasitica CBS 223.65
Lineage: Eukaryota; Oomycota; Saprolegniomycetes; Saprolegniales; Saprolegniaceae
Exons: 1
Coding region: 21-1019 (332 amino acids)
Source: RefSeq, a predicted model, not a curated record
AAUUAGAUCGUAGCCGCGCAAUGGGCAACCAAGCUUCCUCAGCGUCGCCUGACGGCGCUUUCAACGCCACGACAACCGCCGACCAAGUCGCUGACGCUUUCGCACCUCGCUGCAAGGACAAGGUCGUGCUCAUCACGGGCGCCAACACGGGCCUCGGCCUCGAGACAGCGCGUGUCCUCGCGGCCAAGGGGGCCACCGUCGUCAUCGCCUGUCGCUCCGCCUCGAAGGGUGACGCAGCUGUGGCUUCGAUUCUCAAAGCGCAGCAUGACGCCAAGGUGUCGUUCUUGGAGCUCGACUUGGCGUCAUUGGCGUCCAUCAAGGCGUUUGUGACUGCGUUCAGCGCCAAGUUUGAGCGGCUGGACGUCCUCAUCAACAACGCCGGUGUCAUGGCCUGUCCCAAGGCCACGACAACCGACGGGCUCGAGAUGCAGUUUGGUGUCAACCACAUUGGUCAUUUCUACUUGACCAAGCUGCUUUUGCCAGCGCUCCAGUGGACGGGCACGGCCGACGCACCCGCGCGCGUCGUGAACCUCUCGUCCAUGGGCCAGAACCUCUACGCGCCAGAUGAAGGUAUUUUCCUAAACGACCUCAGCGGCGACAAAUCGUACUACGAGUGGGAGCGCUACGGUAUGGCCAAGCUCGCCAACGUCCUCUUCUCGACCGAACUCAACAAGCGGUACGCAAGCCAGCACGUCAUUUCUGUUGCGCUGCAUCCCGGCGUCAUUGUCGCGACCGAGCUCACCCGCCACCUGGGCAUUGCCAGCACCGUGCGCAGUCUCUCAGGCUUGCGCUCGGGCAUGUUGAUGCGCGCGUUCCGAGAGCCGAUGAAGUCGAUUGCGCAGGGCGCGGCGACGACGAUCGUGGCUGCCUUGGACCCGGCCGUGCAGCCUGGUGGCUACUACGCCGACUGCCAGCUCAGCACCGACCUGCACCCGAAAGCAACCGACGUCGAUCUCGCUCGUCAGCUGUGGGAAGUCUCGGAGAGCCUUGUCAAAGACAUUGAAGCCAAGCUCUUGUAGUCCAUGCUACUUGUACAACCACAACACGCCCAUACGGCUCACCACGCAAACAAUACUUUUUUCCAUAGCUAAAAAUGUUUAUAAAAAAUAGUCGACACCAAUAUAAUAGUGUCUGCGGUGGUGG